Molecule: messenger RNA, 2725 nt
Organism: Salvia hispanica
Lineage: Eukaryota; Viridiplantae; Streptophyta; Magnoliopsida; Lamiales; Lamiaceae
Source: RefSeq, a predicted model, not a curated record
CUAGAAACAUGUCGGAGGCCUUCAUCUUAGAGGUGAUACAGAAUCUGGAAAGUUUUCUGCAGUCUGAGGAUACAACGCAGGACAGAUACAGAGAUAUCUCGGAGGCCUCCAUGACUUCUCGCAAAAGCCACGUUUCAGAGGUUAUACAUGAGAUGAGAAUGGCGUUGGAUUUCUAUAGAGAGAGAGAAUCAGGAGAGAGGAGCAAGCUAAAUUAUUUGCUAGCUGACUUUGCUGAGAUAGCUCAAGUGUCAAAAGACAACAUAUCCAUGUUUAAGCUCUCUUUCUAUGAAGAGAUGUAUUAUGUCCUAGAAUGGAUGAAGAAGACAAGAAAGCGCAUGAUGAAUUUUGGAGAUGGCGAGGGGGCGAGUAGUUCACAAAGUGUUGGAGACGAAGGUGUCGUGCUGGGGUUGGAGAAAGACGUGGAACAGAUUAUCGAUAGAGUGAUUCUUGGUAAAGCCGUUCUUAAUGAGAGGCCGCGCCUCGUGAUUUCAUGUAUCAAAGGCAUGAUUGGUGCCGGGAAGACGACUCUUGCCCGACAAGUGUACAACCAUCCAGACAUCGUUGAAAGAUUCAAGCUCCGUGCUUGGGUAACGAUUUCUAGUAGUGACACAAGUGCACAUGAAGUGCUUGUGGAACUGAUACAGAAGUUGGGGGAACAUGUCGAAGAUCCAUUGACGUUGGAUGAAAUGGACAACCUGAGUCUCCAAAAUAUGCUUUGGGGAAAGCUAAAAGGAAUGCCAUAUUUUAUAGUUCUCGACAAUGUGCCGAAAGGAAUGUGGCUGCGAUCCAUAUUAGAUGGUCUUCCAUACAAAGGCUGCCGUGGAUGUAAUUUGUUGACCACCAGUCGCUAUCAGAUUACAGAAGACGACUUUUAUACUCACGAGAUGAAACCUUUGGAUUCUAAAAAGAGCUGGCAAUUGUUUUCAAAAACAAUCGAUAAAUUUACAAGUGAUGAGAACAAAUUCUCAAAGGAGUUGGAGAGGAAGGCGAAAGAUAUGUUGAAAAAAUGUGGGGGCUUGCCGCUAGCUAUAAUAGAUGUUGCAAGGCAGAAAGCUAAGCAAAGGCUUUCAGGGAUUGAAUGGGAAGAACUUUUUGAUUCAAUUGAUUUGGGUGAAUUAUUGAAGUUGUUUGAGCCGGUCUAUCAUAGCUUGGAUGAUCAACUUAAGGCAUGUUUCUUGCAUAUGUCCUUUUUGAAGGAAAAUGCAACAAUAAGGGGAGAAAAGUUGGGACAUAUUUGGGCUGCAAUCGGAUUAAACACAGAAAGAUCUAUUCCAUACAUGGCCAAUGAAGAGUGCAUGCACAUGUUACGAUCGUGUAUAGAUGAAUUACUUUGUGAAUCCAUUAUUGAAUACGUGAACGAUUCUGAAUUUUUCAGGUAUCGCAUCAAUCCUCUACUCUAUGAGCUAUCCAUAAAAAAAGCAGAGGAGGAAAUCGGCUUUGAGAUCCUAAGGAGCAAUGGAAUUAAUCGGCACUCUCAAAAUCCUCGUCAUCGUGUUAUCCACUGUGGAAGAGACAAGUUUAAUCACUCCACGAAUCAAGACAACAAACAUCUUGUUUCUCUUAUCUUUCAUGGUGGUGGUCGCUACUUGGACGAUGCUAGUCAGUCCUAUUGGAAGAGUUUUGAGCUACUCAGGAUUCUCGACAUGGAAGAUUUUGGGGUGAAGACUUUAUCAGAAACUAUCGGCACAUUGACUAGGUUACGGUAUUUGGGAUUGAGGAACAAUUACCUGCAAGAGAUCCCACACUCGUUGGAGGGCUUGGAAAUGCUUGAGGUUUUCGACAUAGCUCAAAACUUUUUGGUGGAGUUGCCAAAUAUUAUCAAUGAAAUGGGUAGCCUUCGUUAUCUCUACAUGUCUGAUGUGAUUUACCGAAAGCCUUUGAAGGUAGACGUGCUACAGAAUCUCGAGAUCCUAAGGUACAUCUCUAUCUAUGAUUGGACAUACGAGGUCUCGAGCUUGGGGAAGAUGACUCGUCUCUUUCUAUUGGGUGUUGAAGAAAUUGACGAAAACUCGGAUGUCAGCAAGCUCUUUGCAUCACUGGCUGAGUUUAAGAGGUUGCGACGCCUUAAGUUGCGAGGAUUUCGUUUUAAAAGCAUGCCAUGUUUGGACGAGAUUCGGGUUCUAGAUGGAAUCCGUGCCCUCCGACUGGAUGGACGUCUAUCGAGGCUACCAAGUGUCAUGACUUCCCUUCAAAGUCUUGAAUACUUGGUUUUGGUGAAUACUUGUCUUGACGAAGACCCAAUGCCGGUAUUGCAGGAAAUUCCUAAAUUACGAGUCAUCAGGAUGCGAAACGCGUACACUGGUCGACAAAUGGUGAUCGGGAAUCAUGGCUUUAACAAGCUCGGUGUCCUGCGCAUCAAUGAGCUGUGGAAUUUGAGAGAGCUUCGGGUCGGAGAAUUGGGAAUGGUAUUUUUGGAGGAACUAGAAAUCAAGAACUGUCCACACUUGGAGACCCUCCCGGAAAGGAUUGGGUCCAUGGUUUUUCUGAGGAAGUUCAAGAUGGUAACAACUAAACACAUUGCAACAAAGAUCAGAAAUUCGAGCUCCUUCCCUAAUAUACUGGAAGUGGAUAUUAGUCCAUGAUUUUAUUAUGUGCACCUCUUGAAGAAGCACAAAGCAUGGCUCAAACACGAGGCAGACGUCACGCUAACCUACCUCGUCGUCUACUGAAUUUUAUCUCAACUUUUUUUCAUAAUUGUAUCUAAUUAAUGUGAUCGAGUCGAGCA